AUGCUACUUCUCAGUCUACCAGGAAAAGAAAAAGCUAUCUAUGAUGAUGAUGAUGAUGAUGAUGAGGAAGAAGAUAAAGAAGAACAAGCACUGUUCUUCUACUUUGACUCGGUAGAAUCACUUCCAACGGAGCCACUGGAUUCCAGUGAUUUGAAACCAUUAAAUAGCCGUUAUGAUGCACAGAUUUCAGUUUUUGGGUCCAAGCUACAGAAGAAACUGGAGGAUGCCAAAGUAUUCAUGGUUGGAUCGAGCUGGUGCACUUGGAUAGUAACCUCAGUAGGCAGUUCCUUUUCCGUGAUUGGAACAUUGGGCAGGCAAAGUCUACAGUUGCCGCUUCUGCUAGCUGCUGCAUCAAUAAAUCCCCGUCUCAACAUUGUAGCGUUGCAGAAUAGAGUUGGCCCUGAAACUGAGAAUGUGUUUGAUGAUACCUACUGGGAGAAUUUAAGUGUUGUUAUUAAUGCACUAGAUAAUGUCAAUGCCAGGCUCUAUGUUGAUCAGCGGUGCUUAUAUUUCCAGAAGGCACUUCUUGAGUCGGGUACUCUGGGUGCGAAAUGCAACACUCAGAUGGUUAUUCCUCACCUAACAGAAAACUAUGGUGCCUCUAGAGAUCCUCCAGAGAAACAAGCACCCAUGUGUACUGUCCACUCAUUUCCACACAACAUUGAUCACUGUCUGACAUGGGCUCGAUCUGAGUUUGAGGGUUUGCUUGAGAAAACUCCAGCGGAAGUGAAUGCAUAUUUAUCCAAGCCAAGUGAAUAUACCGCUGCAAUGAGUAAUGCUGGGGAUACACAGGCCAGGGACACCUUGGAGCGUGUUCUUGAGGGCCUUUCCAGAGAAAGAUGCGAAACAUUCCAAGAUUGUAUUGCCUGGGCGCGCCUCAAGUUUGAAGAUUAUUUUUCCAAGGGGAAUUUGAUUCUACACCCAAAUUCACACACCCCUUUUAGAAUAAACCCAUCCAUAAGAGUGUUUUAAUAUACACCCAAACCA
Molecule: messenger RNA, 987 nt
Organism: Rosa rugosa (rugosa rose)
Lineage: Eukaryota; Viridiplantae; Streptophyta; Magnoliopsida; Rosales; Rosaceae
Product: ubiquitin-activating enzyme E1 1-like
Exons: 4
Coding region: 1-972 (323 amino acids)
Biological process (GO): protein ubiquitination; ubiquitin-dependent protein catabolic process; DNA damage response
Cellular component (GO): nucleus; cytoplasm
Molecular function (GO): ubiquitin activating enzyme activity
Source: RefSeq, a predicted model, not a curated record